Molecule: messenger RNA, 3258 nt
Organism: Trypanosoma cruzi
Lineage: Eukaryota; Euglenozoa; Kinetoplastea; Trypanosomatida; Trypanosomatidae
Exons: 1
Coding region: 1-3258 (1085 amino acids)
Source: RefSeq, a predicted model, not a curated record
AUGCUCUUGAGGGAAGGGCAGAGAAGCACAGGGGAGCGAACCGAAGGCGUGAGAGAAGAGGCGGCGGCAAAAAAGGGGCUUGAAGGAUUUUUGAUGGCUACAAGUAUGAGCUUAAGGGGACCGUCGCUUAGUGUCCCCAAUGCGGAGGGCGUGCCGCGGCUCACGGAUGUCGCGCUGUAUCUUUGCGGAAAAGCCAUGGUCUCCCUUUGGCCGUUGCUUGUUGCGUCCGAUCCAGAAGCGGCCGAAAAAUUUGCCAUGUGGUACUUUCAUCGUGUGGCGUUUAUGCACGAACGCAUGGCGGGCCAUGGCAACGAGGCAGAGACCGUGGCCGUAGCGAGUGACAUGCGGAAUGGUGGCGAGACGAACUUUUCUCUUGCGUUCAAUGCGUUGUGCCGGGGACCCGUUGAAAAUGAGUCUUAUAACUGGCAGCAGCAGCAGCAGCAGCAGCGGGAACGGUCUUCUCUGCCGACAGUGUUUGGCUUUGCAGAAGAAUCAAGUUCGGCGACUGGGCUACUUUUGCAAACUGAAUCAUUGGUCCUUGCGGAGGGUAAUGCGAGGGGUGGCGGUGACAGUAACGCCGCCUUCACCUGUUUUGAGGAGCUGCUGGAUCUUUGCAGAGAUGUUGCUGGACGUGAUAUUCGGGAGGAUUUUCUCCGUUGCGUUAUUUCACUCAUCACGGGAGAUGUCUCUUAUCCUACUCGUGCACCGCUGACGUUGUGGGGCGACAGAAGCGUCAAGGAAAGGGCCGCGGUGAUCCUUUCAACGUUGUCAGCCAUGCUCACUCUGAAGAAUGAAUUCACUGCGGAACAUGUGGCGAGGAGCCUCACACGGUCCUUUGCGGUGUGGAUGGAUGUCAGCUGGAGCUGUGCGUCCUUUGGAUGGCAGAUGCAUGUAGCACGGGUUGUGGGACAAUGGCUUGUCGAUUUUGAAUCUCUUUUGACGUCUGUAGUGUUGCCAGGGACAAUGCCAUUCUUGAGUCAACCCACGCGGCUACCGCAAAAGCCAAACUUAUCGACGCAUGGUCCUUCUUCAAGAGCCCCUCAUCCGGAAUUGGAGGGGAAGCAGAAGUUGAACAUUGCCAGCAUGUAUAUGGCACUGCGACGUAUUUGUGAGGGCACUUUACCGAACGAUAGAAAUUUAAUGGAGAUGCUUAUUCAAAGCGGAUGUGGGGUUCGGUUUGCCGAUCAGAACGUGCUGGAAUAUAUGAUGAGUGAUUCGGCGGCGGGCGGCGGAGCGUCAGACACGCAACUUUCACAUCAAUUCAUUCUUUUGAGAAUCACAAGCGGAGUGCUUCUCUACGCCCAAUUUUAUCUCUCUGUACACUCUUUAGAGGCGGCUCUUCACUGUGCACAAACAGCCGUACUUGUCGGACACCAAUGGCGCUCGGAUGAAUUUCUCACAAUGGCACAUUACAGCAGUUUCCUUGUUCAUUUUGCCUGUCAAGACACGCCUGCUGCUGCGGGAGACAUCGCUAUUUUGCUUCAAUUAGCAGAUGCGGCAUCUCAUAGAGAAGGUGAUAAUGGAGGCGAAACAAAUAACAGUGCACCUCGAUUUCAUGCCGGUUGUUUGGGCUACAUGGGAGCGGCCAUGUUAAUGCUUAUUUGUCCAGGGACGGUUGACACGUACUUGCGGUCUGUUAUUAUUGCUGGUAUUGUAGCGGGGAGGCCCGCUUUUAGUGAAGCAACAUCCGAUGGUCAGGCUGUAUUGGGUGGCGGCCACGAGAAUAAUAAUAAUACUAAUACUAAUAGUCAUGCAGAUACUGAAGCCGUCCGUGGUGGCCACUCCGUCGUGGUUCAGAGCGUUGCCCAAACGGUGCGAUUUGCACUUUGGCUUUCUGAGAUGGAGACGUUUCUUGACCCCUCUUCAACGGUUGUCACGGAGAUGAUCACAGGCGUAGGGCGAGAAACUAUGACGAUUAUCGCGGGGCACUACGGUGUGCGUUCUUCGUUGAGAGCUGUCAACACAGCUUCCCUUGGUCAACUUCUAACUCAGAUUGACGAAGAGGCAUCCACGACGUCCUCUAUUUUUUCCUAUCAACCCUCAUCCCUUCUGCUGCGUGAGCUUGUGCGACAAAUAGCUCAUCGUGCGUUGGCCACACAGGUUGGUGCCGCAGACGCCUCGCCCGGAUCGGGACCGUUUAAUAUAUUGCAUGACUUUCUUAUGGCUGUGGAAUUACACUAUGGCGAAGAUGGCGUUGAUGUUCUCCGAGGGGAUUUCUUCUUUAUGUCUACCUACCGCUUUUUGUUUGCCAUUUGGCUUCGGAAUCAUGGGUACAUGAAGUCAGCGUACCAAGAACUGACCCGAAUUGCUGACAGCAUGUUAUUCCAUAGUCGUUGCUGCAUGGACGGCAGCAUGAUGGAUGGAGAAGCCGCAUUUACAUCCAACGCAGCUGAGGCAAUGGAGGAGGAUAUUUCUGCUGCCGCCGUCAAAACGGCGGCGAUGGGGACAAAAAUAAUGACAAAUGGAACAGAAAAGGUUAAAAAAAGUGACCUGCAGUACUGGCCGCCUGACCACUUGUUGCUGUGGCAACAUAUGCACUUUGAACGUGCACAGCUUGCACGCUAUCUUGGCUACUCUUCUACAUUGCCUGAUAUUGCUGAGAAGCUUCGUCGCGUAAGUGCGGGGAGCCAUUUUGUUAUGGGCGUACUUUACGCCGACCUUAUAGCUGCAAUGAUGUGCUUUCAGCGUGGAAAUUACUGCAGUGCCCUCCAUGCGCUUGACAAAGUCUUGGGCAGUGCGAAACAUAUUGGCUUAACUUUAGUUCAAGCGCAUGCGUAUUUGAUGCGGGUGUUUGUUUUGCUUACAUGCGGUCGAUGGAACGAUGUUCUGGAAACACUGGGCUCCAUACGCUCUCUUCCCUCGCUUCUGGAGCCGGGCUUCCUCCUUGCUCGGCUGCGUGCGCAGUGCGAAGCGAUGAUGGAGUGCACGACAGCAACAGAAGCCGAUCUUGCUGCUGUCGUGGAGCAGCAUGUGCAGCGGAUGGAGGCUUGUGGAUGUUUUCUCGAGGAGUCGGAAGAGGAGGAUUCCAUCGGCAUUACAUUGGCGGAGAAGUUGUGCGUUUAUGCUUGCAUCGCUCGCUUUAUGGUGACGCCGUCGGCAGACCAGCGGCAUUCUUGGGACAAUAAUUUAACGACUCUCACAAAAAAAUUGAGGCAGCGCCAGUUUCAAGAAGGGAAGUGGCAGGUGUUGUCUAAUAUGCCGAUGCGGCGCGUUUGCCGGGACAUUUUAUCCGGCGCGCUGCUCCAGCAGCUGACAUAG